Messenger RNA from Microthlaspi erraticum, 948 nucleotides. The record is from the annotation of a GenBank genome assembly. Lineage: Eukaryota; Viridiplantae; Streptophyta; Magnoliopsida; Brassicales; Brassicaceae.
AUGAGUGAUUCAGACGAUCAAGAGGAGAGAGAUAACUUGGCCGCGAGAGAGAUCGCGCUGGCCGAGCAGCACGAAGAUCCGCCGGAUCCGAACACCGCGCACAAUCGCGCCAAUGAUGGAGCGCGACACAAUGAAGAAGUCAUGGGAGACUUCGAUUCCAAUCCAACACUACUAAUCGAUCGGAAUCCCAUCCAGCCGCCACUUCCUGAAGGAAGAAGCUAUGAGAUUUCGCCGGAGAUUAUUGGUUUGGUGAAACAAAACCAGUUCCAAGGAAAACCCCAGGAGAAUCCUUUGGAACAUAUUGAUGCUUUUGAAGAAAUUGUGGCACCAUCAGUGCAGGAGUCUCUUCCAGCUCAAUCCAUAACCACAUGGAAAGAGUACAAGGUGGCAUUCCUAGGUCACUUUUUCACAAAGCAGAGAGCAAACUUGUUGAGAGAAAAGAUCUCUAGUUUCCAACAAGGGCCGGUGGAGCCUUUUCAUGAAGCAUUGGAGCGCUUCAAGGACUAUACAAGAGAGUGUCCUAAUCAUGGACUAUCUGAGGGCAGUCUAUGGAACAUUUUCUACAGAGGAAUAAGUGGGAAGUGUCGAUUUUCUCUUGAUACAGCCAGCAAUGGAAAUUUCAUGACCAAGACAGUUACUGAAGCAAAGAUUUUGAUUGAAAAUCUAGCCUCAAGCGACAGUGACAACUUCAUUGGGCAUGAGAGAGCAGUGAAGGCCAUAAAUUCUGAUCCAUACAGAGAUGGAUACAGCGAAAUCAAAGCCAUGAUGGCUGAGAUACUGAGAAACCAAGGAAGAGAAGUGGAGAGACAAAGAGAAGCUUAUAGAGUUGAAUCCACAAUAAUUCAAGAUUACUUUGGAGAUUUGAUUCCAAGUUUCCAAGAAGAAGUAAACUUUGUUGGAAUAGAUGGAUCAGCACAUAGAGAAGAAGCUUGGAAAGGGAGAGCAUGA